AUGGGGGUAAUCCGAUGCGAAGAAGAGGAAGAGAAUGUCGUAUCCAUGAUAAUGCCAUCGUCAUUCUGCUCAUCUUUAUGCAAUUUUGCUUGUAUCUCUCGGACGAGGAAGGUUAUGCUCGGAAUUUCAAUGACCCCAGCUUUGUACGAGGAAGGGGUGAUAGUUAUGAUAACCUCGAUGGUGAUUGAACUAUUUGAUGAGGAGCCCGCCGGCGAUAUCGAGAUGGAAAUUGUUGAACCCAUGGUGAUCGACCUUAUGGUCAAGGAGAUGUCGGCAAUCAAAGUCACGGGAGGGAACGCAACGCUGGUCACGAUUGAAUUGCCACCUUGGGAGAAAGAUGGAGUGAUAAUGCUUGAGUAUCCUCCCAAGUUCGAUCCCAAAGCUGUACCUUGGGAUUAUGAAACAAAUGAGGUAGACGCUGUCACACCGUCGGGCCGCUGUUACGCACCUGAUAAAGCAGUAGAAAAGAAGGCCGUAACCGAGGAGGAGGCAAAGCAAUUCUUGGCCGUAGUAAAGUCCAGUGAGUUCAACGUGGUGGAUCAAUUGCGGAAGUUGCCGGCUCAAAUCUCUCUCCUGGAAUUAUUCAAAUCUUCCAAGAAGCAUAGGGACAUCUUGCUGAAAGUCCUUAAUAAGGUGCAUGUGCUAGUUUCAAUUGAUGAAGUCCAAUUGGAAGAGUUCGUUGGGGCCGUUCUAUUGAAAGACCAAAUUUCCUUUACUGAUGAGGAUCUUCCCCUCGAUGGUUCUAAUCAUACCAAAGUGCUACACAUCUCGGUGAAGCAUGAGAGCACUCUUGUUUGUAGAUUAUUGAUCGAUAAUGGUUCCACACUCAAUAUAUGCCUGUUGGCCACUCUCCACCGUCUUGGCGUUGAUCUUGGGAGAAUCCGUACCAGCAAGUUGAUUGUACGAGCUUUUGACGGGAUGAAGAAAGAGGUGAUAGGGGAAAUUGAACUUGAGCUGUUGAUUGGUCCUGUACUUUUCCAAGUCAUGUUUCAGGUGUUAGAUAUACCAAACACCUUUAAUUUUCUGUUAGGGAGGCUUUGGAUUCACAUGGCGGGUGCUGUUGCCUCCAGCCUCCAUCAGAAGGUACGAUUUGUGGUGGACAACAAGCUUAUCACUGUCCAUGGAGAAUCUAACUUCAAGAUCUACCAUGAAAUGACCAUCUUCUAUGUGGAGCCUAAGUAUACCGAGGAAUCCAGCUUUCAAACUCUCGAGCUGGUAUCCAUGGUCCAUGUGCCUGUAGGGUCUUUUACAAAGGCUCUUGAAUUGUCUAAGCCGGCCAUAGCUAUGGGAAAAAUUAUACUGGCGAGCGGGUAUAAUUCUGGAGAGUGCCUUGGAUCACACGGUUAA
This is a messenger RNA of Eucalyptus grandis, 1347 nucleotides long. RefSeq lists its product as uncharacterized. The transcript has a single exon. Bases 1 to 1347 code for a protein of 448 amino acids. NCBI's taxonomy places the organism in Eukaryota, Viridiplantae, Streptophyta, Magnoliopsida, Myrtales, Myrtaceae. The record is from RefSeq and is a predicted model, not a curated record.